This is a messenger RNA of Telopea speciosissima, 469 nucleotides long. RefSeq names its product bidirectional sugar transporter SWEET3b-like. The transcript has 3 exons. Gene Ontology annotation, cellular component: membrane. The record is from RefSeq and is a predicted model, not a curated record. Gene Ontology annotation, biological process: carbohydrate transport. Gene Ontology annotation, molecular function: sugar transmembrane transporter activity. Bases 8 to 469 code for a protein of 153 amino acids. NCBI's taxonomy places the organism in Eukaryota, Viridiplantae, Streptophyta, Magnoliopsida, Proteales, Proteaceae.
AAACAGAAUGUUAAUAAUCAUAUUUAAAUUGCAGAGAAAGGUUAUUUUGAUGGUGGUGGCUGUGAUUGUGGUGAUCUCUAUUACGGCAUUAGUCUCGACAUUUGCAUUGCAUAAUCACCAUCACCGGAAGUUAUUCGUCGGAUGUAUCGGGCUUGUUGUCGCUGUAGGGAUGUAUAGUUCUCCAUUGGUAGUUGUGAAGAAAGUGAUACAGACAAAGAGUGUGGAAUUCAUGCCAUUCUACUUGUCCUUAUUCUCAUUUCUCAACAGUUCAUUCUGGGGGCCAUAUGGACUAUUGGGCCAUGACCCUUUCAUUGCGAUUCCAAAUCUCUUGGGUUGUCCCCUUGGUUUUUUCCAACUUGUGCUGUACUGCAUCUAUAGAAAACGGAGAAUUCAGAGAGAACCAAGUGAAACAGAUGUAGAGAAGAAUGGCUGCAAAAUCGAAUUCCAGCAAAAUGUGAUUACUAAGUAA